AUGGGAGUAGAAAGGGGAAGUAGCAAGGGUCUGAAGCAGAUGCUAAAGAGAUGUUCGAGUUUGGGGAAGAAGAGCAACGUCAACGUUAACAUUAACGGCGUCCCCAAAGGUCACUUCGUCGUCUACGUUGGUCACUCCAGAUCCCGACACGUCAUUCCUAUCUCCUUCCUCACACAUCCCAUUUUCCAGAUGUUGCUGCGACAAUCUGAGGAAGAGUUUGGGUUCUGCCAAGACAAUGGCCUAACCAUCCCUUGUGAUGAAAACUUCUUUCGCUCUCUCAUCUCCUCCAUUAAUCCCUGA
This is a messenger RNA of Eutrema salsugineum, 300 nucleotides long. RefSeq names its product auxin-responsive protein SAUR50. Gene Ontology annotation, biological process: response to auxin. The transcript is spliced from 2 exons. NCBI's taxonomy places the organism in Eukaryota, Viridiplantae, Streptophyta, Magnoliopsida, Brassicales, Brassicaceae. The coding region runs from base 1 to 300 and encodes 99 amino acids. The record is from RefSeq and is a predicted model, not a curated record.